CGGGCUGGAGGGGGGUCAGUUGAAGAGGGCGAAAUCUUGGGCCAGUGCGAGUUAUCGGGAAGAACAACUCCAUUGCUGCGCCACAAAGGUCGGAAGGUCACGGAUAUGGCGAACCUGCUCUUCUUUGACGUCGUGUUAGACGUAGGCCAGCAGCAGAACCUUCCCAAUGGCCCGAACGAACCGCUGCCGCCCAUUCCCGUCCCAAAUAACGCCGGUAUAUUCGAUUUCGGAAAUCAUGAUGCUUUUGUGUACAAGUACUACAUGCCGAAAGGAGACAACGCCGAUGCGUCUUGGGUGAUUGCCAGCGGAAGAGGCGCAGUCACCUCCGUCGGCAACGUCGUUCAAACGGGUCCUCCGAAUUGGAGAGAAACGGAAUUGGAGCCCUUCCAGAAGAACUUCUACCGGGAGCACUUCAGGUCUUGUAUCCGUACCGACGAGCACGCGAAUCAGUAUUGUAAAAAACACCACAUCACCGUAAGAGGGCGAGGCAUGCACAAGCCUGUGCUCCGAGUGUUCGAAGCCAACUUCCCUGCAUGCGUGGUCGAGGCCCUCGAAGCGACUGAAUACGACACCUCGUCGCCUACCCCCGUCGAGGCCCAUUGCUGGCCCGUGGCGCUCAAGGGAAGGGAUCUGCUGUCGGUUCUCGGAGCAGGAGCUGAGGGUAAGACCAUGGCCUACCUCCUUCCAGCCAUAGUCCACGUCAUCCAUCAGGCGCCCCUGCAGCCCAACCAGGGUUUCAUGGCCUUGGUGCUGGCACCAACGCCCGAGGAAGCCCGCAAGAUUGAGCGGACUGUCGGUAAAUUCGAGAAGCACACCGGUGUUCGCACCACGUGCUUGGUCUCCGGUGGGUCGAAGGAUCAACAACUGAGGGAUCUCCGUCGCGGUUUCGAAAUCUGCGUAGCGACGCCCGGCCGUAUCCACACGUUCCUGGAGGAGGGCAAGCUGGACCUAGCGCGGUGUACGUACUUCGUGUUGGACGGCGUGGAUUGCAUGGUUGACAUGGGGUUCGAGCAGCAGAUCCUCGCCAUCGCCAAACACAUAAGGCCCGAUCGGCAGACGCUGAUGUGGAUGUCUAGGAAACCCAGGGAGCUGUAUCGGCUAGUCGACGCCCUUCUCAAGGACUACGUCGAGGUCAACGUCGGUGAGUCCCGGACAUCGCCGGACCGGGGCGUCGAGCAGCUGGUCUGCAUUUGUGCCGAGUCAGAGAAAGAGGCGAGGUUGGUGGCGCUCUUAGAGGACAUCUUGAGCCGGCCUGAGGAUAUGGCACUCAGAAAGGUCAUGGUGUUUGCCGAAACUAAGAAGCGGGUAGACGAUCUGGUGUCCAAGCUGCGGCUCCGAGGCUGGCCCGUCGUCGGCAUUCACGGAGGAACGACGGAGCGCGCCCGUGAUUGGGCGGUUGCCGCCUUCAGCCGAGGCGAGACACCCGUGCUGGUGGCGACCGAUGUGGCCGGGCGGGAGCUGCCCUCGGACCGCGUGCGCUACGUGGUCAACUACGACUACCCGAGCAGCGCCGAGGCGUACGCACGCCGGAUCGGCCACGCAUCGCGCUUGACGGGCGAGUCGUGUACGGCGUACACGUUUCUGGAGCCGGGAGCCAGGCGUUGCGCCAAGAAGAUGAUCGGGAUUUUGCGAGGAGCAAAGCGGAAGAUUGACCCCGAACUCUACGCCAUCGCCAAGAGGGCAAAGCAAUUGAACUGACAGGGGGCCGCCUCCGGUGAGACCCUCUUCGUUACCCCGUGCUUUGGCAGUCGUGACUGACUGGCAACAGUACGAACAGCCUGCUAGAAAGUGUUCCCAGAGGCCGCCCGUUGUCUAUAGAUGCUUGAAGCCAGAUGAUUACUGAAAAAAGGAAUAGCGGCGUCUUAUGGAGGCAUUAAAUUUUGGUUUGCCUUGUGGCAGCCUCACCAAAUGACCAACUUAUUUGUGGCGGGUUCACUUAUCGAAUGCGCGAAAUUCAUGCAUUGGAUGCGCCAAGUUG
Dermacentor andersoni is the source of this 1978-nucleotide messenger RNA. NCBI's taxonomy places the organism in Eukaryota, Metazoa, Arthropoda, Arachnida, Ixodida, Ixodidae. The record is from RefSeq and is a predicted model, not a curated record.